Molecule: messenger RNA, 1398 nt
Organism: Thermothielavioides terrestris NRRL 8126
Lineage: Eukaryota; Fungi; Ascomycota; Sordariomycetes; Sordariales; Chaetomiaceae
Exons: 3
Coding region: 1-1398 (465 amino acids)
Biological process (GO): late endosome to vacuole transport via multivesicular body sorting pathway; vesicle budding from membrane
Cellular component (GO): multivesicular body; cytoplasmic side of plasma membrane; ESCRT III complex
Source: RefSeq, a predicted model, not a curated record
AUGGAUCAAUCACUCCUGGACUACCUCGUAGAAAACGAGCCUGCGUUCCGGAAAGCCCGUCUCCCCGCGCUAUACUCUGACUUCCAAACCCAACGAACCCUCAACCCAGAUGGCUACCAAGCAAACGUCUCGGCGUGGCGCCGGGCCCUCGCCCACAUAGUCCGCUCCGGUCGCGCCCCGGCAGGCCGCGCUUCCGCCCCGGACCUCUUUGUCCUCCAUUCCGACGAGCAGCUCCUCCGCGCGCUCGAGUCGAAGCAGUACGGCAGGCCGCUUGCGCUCGGCGCCGUCGUCCGCGAGGCGCUGGCCGCCAAGGACCUGAUCCCGCUGCGCGAGUUUCUGGAUGCAAAGGAGAGCAUAUACCGCCGGCCGUGGUCCGUGUGGAAUCUCGCCGCGUGGACCAUGAAGCAACUGGGCGUGGCAGACAUGCUGAAGAGCGACAGCCUGCCGCCGGGGCAGUUCGUCGUAGUGGCCAACGUGGAGGAGGCGGGCAAGGCGUUUGCGGAGCGCGGCGCGGCCGCACAAGCUGCGCCGGGGCGGUUCGAGCGGACCUUCUCCAAGACGCACUUCUACAGGACGUUCAACGACCAGCUUGUGGAGGGCAGGCAGCUCUCCGAGACAGACAUGGAGGUGCUGCUGAGGUUCUUGUCCCGCGACAAGGGCGCGAUCCUCUACGACGGGACCACCGUCAAGAUCCGAGCGCCGGGCGCCGACGAACCGGCCGAGAUCACCGACGAAGACGCCUCGGUCGCGCAGCUGAGGGAGCUCCUCGCCUCGCUCACCCACCAGACCGCCCUGCUCGGCCGGCGCAUCGAGCAGCUCGCCGCGCAGGCCAAGCAGGCGGUGGCCAAGAACAACCGGCUGGCGGCGCUGGCGGCGCUGCGGUCCAAGAAGCUCGCCGAGACGACGCUCGAGCGGCGCUUCGCCACGGUGCACCAGCUCGAGGAGGUCGCGGCGCGCAUCGAGCAGGCGGCCGACAACGUGCAGCUGGUGCGCGUCAUGGCGGCGUCUGCCGAGGCGCUGCGCAGCCUGCACGCGCGCGCCGGCGGCGUCGAGCGCGUCGAGGAGGUCGUCGACCGCCUGCGCGAGCAGAUGGCCGCUGCCGACGAGGUCGGCUGCAUCCUGGCCGAGUCGGCCGGCUCCGUCGUCGUCGACGAGGCCGAGGUCGACGACGAGCUGGCUGCGCUCGAGGGCGAGGAGCGGCGCAAAGCCGAGGAGGCCGAGAGGGCGCGGCGCGAGGCCGAGCUGGCGAGGCAGGCGGAGGAGACGCGCAAGAAGUUGGAGGAGGUGGAAGGGAAGGAAGCGGGUAAGGAGGAAUCGGCCGAGAAGGAUGUGCAGGCCGCUGAGGAUAUGAUGAGUAGGAUGUCCCUGAAGGAGGCGCCGGCUGGGCAACUUGCCUGA